CGCGACUGCGUGGACUUAUAAGUGCGCAAUUUUCGCGGGGAGCUUCAGUGCAAACGGCCUGACUGAAAAGCGCGUGUGACUCAAAUUCAUCGGAAUAAGAUGCGUGUGUGUGUGUGUGUGCUUUUUUUACGCAUAUAAUCUUUUACUGGAGGAAUUUACUUGCGCAUUUUCUUUUCUUGCGCGUCCGAUAGCCUGCCACGAAGUCGCCUCGAAAUUGAGACAGAUGUGAGAGAAAUGAAAUCAUGUGUCUUUCGAAACGGUGACAGGGAAAAGUUGCACGGGGGGCAUCGUGGAGGAGGAGUUCUUUGCGACCAAACAAGUAACGGAUUUUCUCUUAUAAAAAAGGAAAAUUGAGUCCCGACCGCUCCAUGAAUCCGAGUCCUCGUUGUGCAGCAGAUCCAAGCAGAUGUGAUCACACAUAGUCAAGAACCUGCGACCAUCCGUCCCAUUCCCAUCUGCGGGUCUGAAGCAGGAAGCACGCUGCCGAGCUCAGGGCCCCCGCUGAGAGGAAAGCGCCUCCCGAGCUUCAUGGCUUGAACUCCGCGAGGAGUCCAACGUAUCUCCUCUGCCGUCCUUCCUCCUCUCCUACCUCCGUGCAACCCAGCCCCCCCACCCCCCCUCUCUCCGUCUACUCCCUUUGCCAGUACUACCCCCAACCUCCUCCCCCCUCACGCCGGACCAGUGUGAUGGCUCGUUGCUCCACAGGCUCCUUCGGACUCGCGGCCGCAGCAUCCCCCUCCACUGCAGAGACUCGCCCCCGCAGCGGCCACUAGGGCGAACGAACCAGGGUAGGGAAGGGAGAGACAGCAGCACCGCAGGAGAGAGAGAGAGAGAGAGAGAGAGAUCAUCUAUAGUCCCACAGCACGAUCCACCUGUCCCACGGAGGAAGGGCCCCCCGCCCCCCCCCCCAGCCUGAUCCAUCUGGUCGCAGAGGGGGGACCCUGCGUGGCCAGGAAGGCAAACAGGGACUAUGCAGCUGGGACUGUUGGCGCUGGCAAUGGUCUUCGUCAGCUCCGUGGGUCACAGCGAUGCGCUCCGGCUCUCCAAGGGGAGGCGGCAGCGGCGGGUUAGCACCGAGGGGCCGCCAUCCUGCCCCAAGGGCUGUGAGCGAUGCUCCGAGUACAACGGCUGCAUUAAAUGUAGGCCCAAGCUCUUCAUCUUCCUGGAGCGCAACGACAUUCGCCAGAUAGGCGUGUGCCUCGCCUCCUGUCCCGUGGGAUACUUUGGGAUGAGGAACCCAGAAGGCAACAACAGAUGCACCCAAUGUAAAAUAGACAAUUGUGAAGCGUGUUUCAAUCGCAAUUUUUGCACAAAAUGUAAGGAGGGCUUGUAUUCACACAGUGGGCGAUGUUAUGUCAGCUGCCCGCCAGGCCAGCGCACCGCCAACGAGUCCAUGGAGUGUGUUGGUCAACGUCCUGAAGAGUGCAUUCUGGGCGAGUGGAGCCAAUGGGGUUCCUGCACGAAGAAGAACAAAACAUGUGGCUUUAAGAAAGGCUCGCAGUCUCGAGUGCGCGUGUCCUCUCAGGUCCACAGCCCAGACGCCUCCCCGGCCCCCGAGCCCUCGCUCGCCUGUGCCCCGCAGGCCGAGAGUAGGAGGUGCAGCGUGACCAAGACGCCGUGUGCGCGAGACAAGAAGAGCAAGGCGGAUCGACAAGACGACGCAAACAGGCGAGAGCGGGAGAACGCACGCGGGCGAGGGCGCGAAGGCAAAGAAGGCACUAGAGAAAGCGGAGGUGGGGGUGGAGUAGGUGGUGGUGGUGGUGGUGGUGGAGGAGGAGGAGGAGGAGGGGGGAAGAGGCGAAAAGGACAGAGCAGGACCACCACAGCUCCCAGCAUCACCACCAGCUCUCUCAGCUAAACCGCACGGGCCUGCUGGAUGGGGCCGAGAGACGACCAGAGGCAGUGCAUCAUCAGCCCCCCACCCCUGACCCCCCCCCCCCUCGAAGCCACAGGACAAGGCGCAAGGUGACGACGGAAACGGAGUAGUGAACUGGAGCAACUGCUGCAACACAAAAUGGCUUUUGAAUAGACGGACCUAUCUGGAAGAUACUGGCGUCGUGGCGCAGAGACUCAAUGCCUCACUCGCCACCCCCCACCCCCCCCACCCCCCCUUUCAAGGGGGGAACGCUGUUGGACCGCGAAGCUCGUGUGGUGAAGAGCAACCUUUGUCCCAUCUUGAACUAAGAACAGAUCCCUGCGCAGCAUUCGGCCCCGGACGUCUGAUAAGGAAUGAAGGCUCUCUCUGGUCUCCUCUGGUCUUUGAUGUGUUGUGUUCCAAUCACAAUCUGUUCUUCAUUUCUUGUUGUGCUUGUGAGGAGCAGCAGAUGGACUUUCUCCACGUGAUGCAAAGACAAUGAGUAGCAUUGAGGUCGUAUGUACCUUGUUUCCUGUUGUGAGAUGAAACGAAAAAAAGAAAGGCACUGGAAAUCAUUUGUGGUUGUCGAGGACAAAGGGGUCUUCUGCACGGUGUGUUAUUUCAAGGAGGCAAUUUGUAACAAAAGAAGCCAAAGGGAAGAUUUAGGAGAAUUACUGGCUCAUUUUCUUCUCCGUUGUCUUGACACAAACUUUUGUCAUUCGAUAGCUUACUUGUUUUGUUUUCCGGAUUAAAUGUUGCCGUUUGUAUAAGACUCUGCACAUAAAACAAGCAAUAGAAACAUGAGUAUUUGCAUGUGUGCGAAGGGUUGCACGUGCGCGCCUUUGUGCGUGCAAACGUGUGUGCGCGCGUUAGUCUCCACCCAAAGUUCGGGGGGGGGUUUCUACGUCGGGUGCAUCUCUGCACGGAAUCAAGGAACUCAGUUGCUUGUCCGUGUGCGUUUAGGUGUGCACGGAUGUGCUAUUAUCGGUACAUUAUAGAUUGAAGGAAAAGGUCCUGUGCAAAUGCACAGUAAUAUAUAUUUAUAUAUAAAAUGCAGUAAAGAACAAGCCACUGAUUGUCAUAUAAGAGAUCAAAUCAUCAGGCUCUGAGGAUUUUGCACAAACCAUGUUUCCUACUGCUCAAGUUUCAAAACAAUCAAAGCAUUUUACACCUUUGUACUCCCGAAGCUUCAUGACGUUACGGAUGGAGAGAACAUGGUUUUAUCCCUAGGACUCUUUCAAAUGGGUCUGUUUGCUUUACACAAGAUAUUCCUUUUGCGGGUGAGGUUGCACGCUACAUUAUUCAUUCAUACCACGACGGCGAAUGUUUCAAACUGUGUUUAUCAUAAAAGAAUCAUCAUGUAUAGCGUAUUCUGUGAAAGCCUAAAUGAAGAUCAGAUGAAGCCAAUUGGAACUUCAGUCACACACUGAUUUUGCUAUUAGUUUGUUUGAUGAAGUUGAAAUGAUUGCAGUGGAAGGUAUUCUCAGUCUAUGCUAUUGCUACAUAUACACUUCUAUGUAUUCAUAUGUGACGCAUUUUAUCAAGACUGUGUUAUGUUUUGGGUCAUCUUGUUUUACAAUUUGGGUAAUACUUUUAUAUUCUAAUUAUUUCCAUUGGUUUUCGAAAUAUUUCACUUUAUUAAAUGUCCCAUUUUGUAGAAAGUGACGUUCCCACAGUGUUUUAUAUCUGUAUGUGUAUAUUAACGGGACAGCCACUAAAACGCAGCAUUUCAAAGAUUCAAUACGAGUGUAUUCAGACGGACUCUUUGAGAAAAAGAAAUAAAG
Messenger RNA from Pungitius pungitius (ninespine stickleback), 3639 nucleotides. RefSeq names its product R-spondin 1 (gene rspo1). The record is from RefSeq and is a predicted model, not a curated record. The coding region runs from base 971 to 1858 and encodes 295 amino acids. NCBI's taxonomy places the organism in Eukaryota, Metazoa, Chordata, Actinopteri, Perciformes, Gasterosteidae. The transcript has 6 exons.